AUGGAGCUUUGGAAUACAUAUUCUGGUAAAUUUGACGAUCUAGUUCUAAGAUGCAUUUGUCUUGGUUACGCAGAAACAAAGACCAUUCUUCGAUCAAUCAGCUUUAAUGACAAUGACUCGGAUUCUACCAUCACUGAAUCACCUGAAACCAGAAAGACACUAUACAACAGAUCCCUUAGUGUUAAAGGGACUCAACUAUCCAAAAUUUCUACAGGAGAUGUGGAGAACACCUUUUCUGGAAAACCUUUGACUUUUAUGAAAGAAGAUGACAGAUAUAAAAUGCGAAGAUGGCAACCUUUUUCCGAAAACGAUAUUGGGAAUGAGUUUUUAGCGUUAUUAGGUGACGGAAGAUACCAAGCGGCGUUAAAGUUGCAGAAGGUUUAUAGAAGCUUUCGUACCAGAAGAAGGCUAGCUGAUUGUGCUGUAGUCGUUGAGCAAAGAUGGUGGAAGGUACUUGACUUUGCUGAACUUAAAAGAAGUUCUAUAUCAUUUUUUGAAAUUGAGAAGCAUGAGACUGCAGUCUCACGCUGGUCUAGAGCAAGAACAAGAGCUGCAAAGGUGGGUAAAGGCUUGUCAAAAGACGAGAAAGCUAGGAAGUUGGCUUUGCAGCACUGGCUUGAGGCAAUUGAUCCUCGACAUCGCUAUGGCCACAAUCUGCAAUUCUAUUAUCAUGCCUGGCUCCACUGUGACAGUAAACAGCCCUUUUUUUAUUGGCUUGACAUAGGACAAGGAAAAGAAUUGAACCACGAAAGAUGUCCAAGGUCAAAACUUUACCAACAAAGCAUCAAAUACCUUGGUCCGACUGAAAGGGAGGCAUAUGAAGUGGUAAUCGACAAUAGGAAACUAAUCUAUAAGCAUAGUGGGAUAGUUCUCGACACAAAAGAAGGUCCUCCAGAUGCAAAGUGGAUUUUUGUUUUAAGUGUAUCUAAGAUAUUGUAUGCUGGAAUGAAGAGAAAGGGUAACUUUCAACAUUCGAGUUUUCUAGCCGGUGGAGCUACAUUAUCUGCCGGAAGAAUUGUUGUUGACGAUGGUGUUCUUAAGGCAGUCUGGCCUCAUAGUGGGCAUUAUCUUCCAACAGAAGAGAAUUUUCAGGCGUUCAUGUCGUUUCUCAGGGAGAACAAUGUAGACCUCACCAGUGUAAAGAAGAGUCCAGAUGAAGAAGAUGGAGAAGCUCAUUCUAAGGUCAAGAGAAUGCCUUCAAGAAUCAAAGCAUCCGAGGGAGACGGAGAAGCUCAUGCUAAGGUCAAGAGAAUGCAUUCAAGAAUCAAAGAAACUGAAGAAGAACCAUUUGACUUUGUGGACGCUGAGACCGGUCUAAGUCCGAACACUAAACCCAACAAUCAGCCAGAGCUACCAACGUUAACAAGGUUCCAUUCAAAACUUUCAAGCCAGGAGAUUCCAAAUGAAGACAACAACGAGAUCGAGGAUGAUCAGGAUGAUGAAGAAGAACCUGAAACCCCUUCACAAGGGUAUGAGACAGCUGAAGAGAUAUUCAUAGCCGAGGAAGAGUUCACAUACCCGAAAUCGAAUCUGUUCGAUGAAGACAUUGAAGAAUACGAGAAGCCUGUCCUGAAGGAGAAGAUAAUGAAACGUAUAGAUUCACACAAAGGAAUCAAAUCUUACCAGUUAGCGCAGCGACUACAUUCAAGAUGGAGUACAGGUGCAGGACCUAGAAUCAGUUGUAUGAGAGAUUACCCUUCAGAGCUCCAAUUUAGGGUUCUUGAGCAAGCUCAACUAUCUCCAAGAGCUUCAAGCUCCUCUAACCUAUCUCCUUUUGCCCCGGUUAGGACACGAGGAACGAGUCUUGGGAGAAGUCCUUUGGCUGAAGAGCUUGAGAUGCUUUAG
This is a messenger RNA of Arabis nemorensis, 1845 nucleotides long. The record is from the annotation of a GenBank genome assembly. Lineage: Eukaryota; Viridiplantae; Streptophyta; Magnoliopsida; Brassicales; Brassicaceae.